UUGUUUUUUCUUUCUAGCCAAUGGUGAUCAAAUAUUUCAGAAAGGAAACCGGAUGAGUCAUCUUCUGCAGAUAAGCUGAAAUAUUAAUAGUUCUAUCUCCAUCAGGCUUCAUGCAGCCAAACAGCAUCACUCCUACAGAACUCUUGUUGUUGAAGUAAUUCAUGGCAAAUAAACCUAUCAGCCGUUUGGAUGUGAAAGGUUUGGAAACCGAUGAACAGUUAUGAACAGUACACUUGGAUCUUAAGGGAUUUUCCCCCCUUCUUGCCGACUUCUUAGGCUUGAGGGAAUUUUUAGGACAGAUGGAUUUAAAACCUGCUUGAUCUUGGAACAUCACAGAACACCUGCUGCACUUAUUGCAGGAGUGACAAGAACAUUAUCUUCUAGAAGUAAUGCCCACAGACAGCGGAAGUUGUUCAACUGCGCGCCAAGCAAAACAAAAACGCAAAUCCCACAGCCUUUCCAUAAGAAGAACUAACAGCUCGGAACAGGAGAGGACGGGACUACCAAGAGAGAUGUUAGAAGGGCAAGAUUCUAAGCUGCCUUCCUCAGUUCGUAGUACGCUGUUGGAACUGUUUGGUCAAAUAGAAAGAGAAUUUGAGAAUCUCUAUAUUGAAAACUUAGAAUUACGUAGAGAAAUCGAUACCCUUAAUGAACGGUUAGCCGCUGAAGGACAAGCAAUUGAUGGGGCAGAACUGAGUAAGGGCCAACUCAAAACAAAAGCCAGUCAUAGUACCAGUCAGCUUUCUCAGAAAUUGAAGACUACUUACAAAGCUUCCACUAGCAAGAUUGUUUCCAGCUUUAAGACUACAACAUCCAGGGCCAUCUGCCAGCUUGUGAAGGAGUAUAUUGGUCACAGGGACGGAAUCUGGGAUGUGAGUGUUGCCAGGACACAGCCAGUGGUGCUGGGAACUGCAUCUGCUGAUCACACGGCUUUGCUGUGGAGCAUAGAAACAGGAAAGUGCCUUGUCAGAUAUUCAGGCCAUGUUGGAUCAGUAAAUUCUAUAAAAUUUCAUCCCUCAGAGCAGUUGGCGCUCACUGCUUCUGGAGAUCAGACUGCUCAUAUUUGGAGGUAUAUGGUACAACUGCCGACACCCCAGCCAAUUGCAGAUACUAGUCAGCAGAUAUCUGGAGAAGAUGAAGUAGAGUUUUCUGAUAAAGAUGAAGCUGAUGCAGAUGGAGACGUGUCCAGUGAUUGCCCUACCAUUCGAGUUCCCCUGACAUCUCUUAAGAGCCACCAAGGAGUGGUCAUAGCAGCUGAUUGGUUGGUUGGAGGAAAGCAGGCAGUGACAGCCUCCUGGGACAGGACAGCGAAUCUCUAUGACGUGGAGACAUCUGAACUUGUUCAUUCUCUGACUGGACACGAUCAAGAAUUAACUCAUUGCUGUACACAUCCCAACCAGCGACUUGUGGUAACAUCAUCUCGAGACACGACUUUCCGUCUUUGGGAUUUCAGGGACCCUUCAAUCCAUUCUGUGAAUGUUUUCCAGGGCCACACAGACACUGUGACCUCUGCUGUGUUUACUGUCGGAGAUAAUGUUGUCUCAGGCAGUGAUGACCGCACUGUGAAAGUUUGGGAUUUAAAAAAUAUGAGAUCCCCAAUUGCAACUAUCCGCACAGACUCUGCCAUUAACAGGAUUAAUGUAUGUGUUGGCCAAAAGAUCAUUGCCCUUCCACAUGACAACCGACAAGUUAGAUUAUUUGAUAUGUCAGGAGUGCGAUUAGCGAGGCUUCCUCGAAGCAAUAGACAGGGCCACCGGAGGAUGGUGUGCUGCUCGGCUUGGAGUGAAGACCACCCUGUAUGCAAUCUGUUUACCUGUGGGUUUGACAGGCAAGCCAUCGGCUGGAACAUAAACAUCCCUGCCUUGUUACAAGAAAAAUAAGAGAGCCCAUAUCCUUUGUGUCAUUAUUUGCCAUGGACCUUUAACUGCUGCAGACUUUCCUGCAUAGUAAUCUGCCAUUGUUUGUGAGAGCUUGACCCUGAAAAGUGUGCGUUAUAGAUUCUGUUCAUAUUGUACCCGGUUUGCAUGAUAUGUACAGGAAAAUGUGUGGUCAUAUUUUUUCCUUAUUUUUGUCUUGUGUAUGACCUUUUGUAUAUUGACUGCCUCUGGUCAGUAGAAAUGAAGUUCACUUCCCGUGUAGCACUUCAAAUGCUCAUGAGUUCUACAGAGUUCGACAGAUGAACAGUAGGGCAUUACAUUUGUGCGCAUCAAAUGUGAAACCCGUGUACUUAUUAUGAGGCAUUUAGUUGUCUGUUGUAUUUUCUGGAAUAAUUAUACAUAUCUACCUUGCAUUGAAAAGAUUGUAGAGCUUACAUUUGAGUUGGCUAAUGAAUGGCAGUGAUGAGCAAAGCUUUCAUGUUUACCUUCUGUUUGAAGUUUUAGCAUGUGCUGUUAUGUAAUACAACUUCAACUCGAAUUUCUAUUACAGUUCUGUAAAAAUACUGUGGAUUUUAGAAGUUUUAAAAAAACCAUACAGUUGUUGAGUUUGCAACAUUUGGAGAGUUUCUUUUGAAUAGAAAAAGUUUUCUCUUUUUAUAGAAAAUCAUUUCAAUCUCCUGCGGUCUCAUAUUAGCAAGUUCUCAAAUAUAAUGAUUCUGAUCACUGAAAUAUAGUGAAGCAAAAUUUAAAGCACUUUAGUUUAUAGCUAUGGUUAUAAACAGUCUAUCGAAGUUUCAAACGACAUAUCCAUUGAAUGUGACUUGACCUUUGAAAGAAGGACCUGCUACCUGAGAACAAAAUCUUACCUAUUUUCUACACCUUCGGUUUGCAUGUUUCUAGAUGGGUUCACUUCCUUGGUGGUAUUGAGAGCCAACAAUGCAAAUAAAUGAGUACUACCUCAAAAAUAAAUGUAUUUCAAAAACUUUGGAGAUGUAUUGUUGCCUAGUUAAAGCACUUUUUGAUUUUUAGCUGGAAUAUUGGGUUCAAUUUAGAAGGCAAGAAAGACAAUCUUACCAAAUGUAUCUUGAAGUAAGAGAUUCACUCAUUAGGCUAAUUGGUUCUUAAGGAACAUGCACAUAGGUCACAAGACUCUCAUGUCUUUAAUAGGGCACCUGUCUGUGCCAAUCCUACGUCCACAUGAGUGAGCCUGUUAAUCUUGCCUUCUUAGAAAUCACUGUUUCUCUGAUGUUUGUCAGUUAAUGUUUCUUACAGAUUUAUAGUUUCUAUAAAGAGACAUCUCACCAUACUGCCCCUCAUCUUUUUAACCCUUUAGAUAUGUUCAUUUGGAGACUGAUUGCUGGGAGAUGCAUAAGAAAGAAAUAUUUAAACUGUGAUGGGGCCCUCUCCCUCACUUUCCUGUGUUUCUUAGUGUCUUGUGUUGAUACAGGGGUACACAGGAGCUGGGCAGUGGUAGAAGCCAAUUGGUAAGGUAUGUAUUAAAUAGAUCUUCCAGGCUGUCCUUCCGCAGAGCUUAUCAAGAGUGUAUGCAUUGGUUUUCAGUGCAUUUUGCUUAAGUGAUGUAGUAGCUUAUCUUAGGCAUUUAAGGAGCUAAAGUGUUCAAAUAAUCCUGAACUGCUUCACUCAGACUAGAAGGGACGAGGGACCCAAAGAGAACCAAUAGAAAGCAAAGGUUGCUAACGAAGGGGCAAGCAACAAAUAUUUUGGAGCAAUUGUAUUUUUAAAGCUCUAAGCUGUGUUGUGUGUCACAAGUCCAACAUUUUAUGGUCACCCAACUGUGCUUUUGAGAAUUGAAGUCAAGCUUGCUACUAAGAUGGAUUUGGAUUUCUGUCAGCCACCGCUAUCCUGGGUGUAUUUUGGUUGAAGGAGUACUGUACUAUUAGCAGGAUAUUUGCUGUGGCCUGCUUGUAUCUUUGAAUGAAAUAUUUUUUUUGCCGUAUCUCCCUUCAGUCCACUGCAGAUCCAAAGGGAUGAGCGUAGAGAUGACUUCUGAAGUCUCAACUGCAAAAAGCAUGUCCUUAGGUUCAAUUUUGUAAGUUAAUUGGAAAAUUUGGGUAUUAGAAUCAUCGUUAGGAACAUUUUUUUAAAAAGUGUAUAAAUAAUGGAAUUAAACUUAAAAGCCAAAUCUCAGAUUAAAACACAUUUGAAGCUUUUAAAACUAUCUAUAUUUACAAUGGCCAUUUAGUUCUAUGCAGACUACCCUUCACUACCAACGGCUGCUCCCCUUCCUGCCGCUAACUAGAGGGACCAACCUCUGACACCAGAAAUGAGUCUCUCCACUCAUUUUCAUUGGGCGAACACACCCUAAUGGUGCUAGAGCAGAGUUCUCAGGAGCAGGAUGAUAUUGACUCUCGUUAAUUACUAUCUCAUCUUUAACUUGAUUUUAUUUAAUUGCUACUUGUAGCCAUAGGUGUUAUUUCCAGCAAGUUAUAAGGGAGAUUGGAGAUCGUGAUUUUAUGUGUGUGUGUUUCUGUGUGACUAAAAUGACAUCAUGCUGUCUGUCACAUGUGAUACCAUUUGAAAUAGUGUUUUGAAAUGGGAACGGUUUUGUCCAGAAUCUCAUUUAAUAAUGGAAGGAAAAUGUGUGGUAAGUGAAAGAUGUAUUUGUAUAUAGAAUUUCAUUUGAGAUACGUUGUUUCAGAUGGAGCAACAUUCAUUUUCUCAACCACUGCACACCAGUUUCUGUAGAGUCUAAAUUCUGUACAUAUUUGUACAAUCUGAAGAAUUCUUUGUAAAUCAUUUGUUGCUUAAGUCUGUGAAAAAUAACUUUCUUAGGAAGAAAAAGUGUGCAUUUAUAAGUCUUAUGUGGAAUCAGUUUUUAUUGUAUUGAUGUAAUUAUUUUUAAAUGUUCAGUGUCUUCAUUGCAAUAUGAAAUUCAUUAAAAUCCAUGUUCCAUAACUAUUCUUAUGAAAGUUUUAUGUUACAGGAAAACUCUCGGUUUUGGUUUUCCUUAUUUUUCAUGCUUUACUUUGGGUGAGACAUUAUUAAUGACUACAUAAACAUCAAAAUGACAUAUAGAUUGGCUAAAUUAAUUAUAAUAUUCUAAAUUAAUUAUAAUAUUGUCCAUUUGAAGAUUUUUAACUGUGGAGUAAAAAAUAUUAUUUUCUACCCAGCUGUCACCAAAAUAAAAUGUUAUAUAAUUAUGCCUUUUCA
This is a messenger RNA of Echinops telfairi (small Madagascar hedgehog), 5048 nucleotides long. RefSeq names its product WD repeat domain 37 (gene WDR37). NCBI's taxonomy places the organism in Eukaryota, Metazoa, Chordata, Mammalia, Afrosoricida, Tenrecidae. The coding region runs from base 390 to 1880 and encodes 496 amino acids. Gene Ontology annotation, cellular component: preribosome, large subunit precursor. Gene Ontology annotation, molecular function: protein binding. The transcript is spliced from 14 exons. The record is from RefSeq and is a predicted model, not a curated record.